GUUGUUUUGCUGAAUGCAUUGGAUCGAAGCUUCAGUUUAAAACAAUGACGUCAAGUUUAUAUGAUGACUUGGAUAUUUUAGACGGAACACCUCUCGAUAAUUUAACAUCAAGCGAGUCGUGUAACAAGUCAGGAAAUGCUCCAUUAGUUGGUUUGCGUGUCACUGCUAACUGGUCGGAAUCUGAUGUAACAUCAUCUAAUCAAUUCAAUGUGAAUGCUUCUUCAGUCAAUUCAAAUUCCAGUUUAAAAUUAAUGCAAUCCCACAUGGCUGUGAAACGUGCUCAGGGUCGACGCCCCGCCACGGAUUCUUCCAAUUCUCAGUGGAGUACUCGCACAACACUAGCCCCAGUGGUCGAUUUAAAACAGCGUGUACCACACGUAGAUGGCUCUUACAGAUUUAAUCAAUUGACUGGACGAUUAGAACGAUGUGUUUCGGGAAGCAGUGGAGGUAAAUCUAAACGUUCGUUGAAAUAUUCCAAUACAGCUAUGACGAAUGGUUUACUAUUUGGUGAACCAAAUCUACCUUUGGGUGUGAUGGAUGAAUAUAAUCCCAUGAUUCCUAAUGAAUAUGAAGAAUUAGCUCGAAUUAAACGUGAACGUAGACGUGCUGAGGAAUCAGCGCUUGCAGACAGACACCAUCGACUGGAUCCAUUUGGCAUGAAUGAUCCUUCCGGAAUGUGUCGUCGUUAUGAGUAUUCAGAUGAAGAAGAUGACGAAGAUACAGAAUAUACUGCAGCUUCCGGUAGGAGUUCUUCACAACCAACAAAGGGUGCUGCUAUUGCACCUCCAUCUGUUUUACUCGAAGAUGUAACUGUUACUCCUGGUUCAAAUGCAUCACAAAACUCUGAAUCGUCGGUUAAUGAUGAUGACCCUGGAGUUAGCACAGCUAGUAGUAAAUUUGGAAUUAAUGUUGUUGCAGCGAAAAUGAUGGCUCGAAUGGGAUAUCGAGAAGGACAAGGUCUAGGUAGAGAAAGUCAAGGAAUGUCCACUGCAUUAGUUGUUGAAAAAACUAGUCGACGUGGUGGCAAGAUAAUUCAUGAAAAAGAUCAACAACGUCAACAAAUCCAAGUCAAUGCUUCUGCUGUUAAUAAUAAUAAUCUACCUAGUUAUUUAAGUGCAAAUGUAGAAGAGACAUUCAAUAAUCUACCACUUCCAGAGAAUCGAAGCUGCGUUAUUCUUCUGCGUAAUAUGUGUGGACCAGGUGAAGUUGAUGAUGAUCUAGAACCCGAAACAGCUGAAGAAUGUGCUAAAUAUGGCAAAGUAGUAAUGUGUAUGAUUUAUGAAUUGCCUGAAGCUCCAGAUGAUGAAGUAGUUCGUAUUUUUGUGGAAUUCGAAUCUGAAGAAGCAGCAACGAAAGCGGUACUCGAUCUAAAUGGCCGAUUUUUCGCUGGACGUGUCGUGAAGGCUGGAUUUUACGAUGCAGAAAAAUUCAGGAAUUUGGAACUCGCCGAUGCGCCAUUGUCUACAUAACUUUCCGUUUCAUUAUGCACAGUAUAUAUAAUUAUUGUCUAGUUAUACAUGUACACGUGUUCUAAUCGACUUCACAAAACACAGUAUACAACUCCCGGAAUGGAGAACUGAUUAAAUGCGGGUUUCUUAAUACAGUACAUUGGGUAAUAACAUAUUCCUCCUAAUUCUAAGUAGAAAUAACAAGAGCACUUUCAUAUAGGGCUCAAAAGUCAGUCACAUACCUACCUUGAGCAAAACUCAAGAUCUUGACAAACUGUUGGUAAAAGUUAUGUUCAAAUUGUAAUAAACUACAUUCUGACAAAGCUUUUGGUCAUGAAAUUUAUUAUUUGCAUAUUGUUCUUGUUACCAGUCUAGGAAAGAUAAUUUGCUGAGGAUAUAAAUUGUAGCUGAGAAUUGAUUCAAAGUCUUUUAUUUAGUUCUGCAUAAUUUUCUCAUUAAUCUUAGUAUGUAUUCUUAUUCAAGCUGUUUAUGUAUUUAGGUGAUUUACUUCAAUAUCCUUAGUGCAUUCGAAAACUUAUUUACGAAAUAUUAUGCUCAACGGGAA
This is a messenger RNA of Schistosoma intercalatum, 2013 nucleotides long. NCBI's taxonomy places the organism in Eukaryota, Metazoa, Platyhelminthes, Trematoda, Strigeidida, Schistosomatidae. The record is from the annotation of a GenBank genome assembly.